Messenger RNA from Danaus plexippus (monarch butterfly), 1073 nucleotides. RefSeq lists its product as uncharacterized. The record is from RefSeq and is a predicted model, not a curated record. Lineage: Eukaryota; Metazoa; Arthropoda; Insecta; Lepidoptera; Nymphalidae. The transcript has 3 exons. The coding region runs from base 121 to 471 and encodes 116 amino acids.
AUAAAAUGCCAAUUAUUGAUUGUCAUUAACGGCCGCUUUAUAAAACGCCGUCGUCAUGAUUGGCAUGUUUGGAGUCAUAUUAAUUUCAUGCUUAAAUUUUAAUCAACGAUUGAAUUACAAAUGUAUGUUUGUUUUGUAAGAUGUGAUAUGAAAGCAAUUUCUGUUUACGUUCACGUGUGUGUGCUGAUGAGUUUAUACGACUGUUUGAUGUUAAAGAAAGAAUGUCCCCAAGAUGAGGUCCACAAAUCGUGUUCCUUCUACGAGGAGUACACCUGCUGGGAGACGCCCGAGCUGAACAAACGAGUGAAGACCACACCUAAGAGACUCACACACUGUAGAUCUGGAUGUUUUUGCAACAAAGGUUUCGUCCGAUCCUAUCCCGAAGGAAAAUGUAUCACUGAAUUGACUUGUCGAGAUCAAGAACUUUUGGCCACCAUGAGAAAGAUACCUAAUAAAACCUUCGACUUUUAAUAGUUUAAUUUUUUGGCAUAAAAAUAUUUCAGAAAAUAUGAAGCAUUACUUUAUAUUUGACCGUUCAGUUUGCAUAUAAAUAUAUUGAGAAAAAAAACGUGAAUAUAGAAUCCUGUUGAAUAAAAGAUUCAUCGCAAUAAUAUAGAAAACGAUAGUAAUAUUCAUAUGUCAAAGUUACUCACCCUUAGCUAUAUAAAUGCCCGCACACACAGAUACGCACAAAGCAACAUGUAAUGCAAAGAAUUUCAACAUUUUACUAAAUUUUUAAUGAAAAACAAGUUAUCGAAUUAAAGGCGUGAUGUCAAAUGAACCGGGUUUCGUGAUGCACUUGAAUAGUUGUAAAGAAUGAUGAAAAAAUCGCGAAAUCCUUGGCAGUAACGAACCGUUGCGUCGGAACAAAAAGAACGUCUCCUAUAACCAAAAACAGGGAGGAAAUCAUAUUGUCUAAUAACAAUAAAUCGAAUUAAAUAACAUCCGGUAAUUCUUUUUCUUAUGAUUAACAGGUAAUCUGUGACAUUUUACACAAAAGAUCAUUUAUAAAAAAAUUUUGAUUGAAUAAAUUUUUAGUCAAGGCUAAGAAACUACGAGUCGUAAAAAACAUU